Molecule: messenger RNA, 3592 nt
Organism: Drosophila eugracilis
Lineage: Eukaryota; Metazoa; Arthropoda; Insecta; Diptera; Drosophilidae
Exons: 7
Coding region: 247-2943 (898 amino acids)
Biological process (GO): protein ubiquitination
Cellular component (GO): Cul4-RING E3 ubiquitin ligase complex
Source: RefSeq, a predicted model, not a curated record
GCUAGCGGUCAGAGAGAUAUUUUAUUUGGCAAAAAUUCGGUUUAUUUAUAACGAAAUACCGAUGAUGCUGUAAUUUUAAAUAUCUAAGGCGGUGGUUAAAAAGAUCAGGAGUCCGAUGAGCACCACUGGCGUCACUUGUCAGCCGUCGAGGAGGUCCUAGGACGCAGGACACAGGCCCUUUUCGGCCGGAACGAAAGAACACUGCUCGAUUUUUAUAAAAUUAAGUCUGAUUUAAGCGAUCUGGAAAUGGAGACUGAUUACCAAAACUACGUAGAGUCCCUGUCGGGCGUGUCCUCCGACGAGGACGACUUCUCCACGGUGGACAGCUCCGACGAGUCCUCGGAGGAGCCAACUCCCACGCCUAUAGCAGCUCCAAGGACACGGAAUCUGGUGCAGAUGCUCUACGACAGGGAGCGCACUGGAUUCUUUUCAGGAUCCUCUAGGGCUGGACAAAAGCAGCAGCUUCCUUACGACAGAGUGCCAAAUAGGUUAAAGCUAUACCUCAAAGAUGUGCUGGCCAGUAGUUUGAUGGAGGGGCACAUAUUCAUGGGUCUCACUGCCUGCGGCCAGUACAUGCUCAGUCAUCGAGUAGUAUGUAACGAUAGCUCCUCCCUUAACCAUUAUUCCUUCAACAUGGGCUACAAGUACACUUUGUACUUUUGGCCAUUCCAACCGCACAAGAGGCUGCGCCACUUUUUCUCGCGGCGCCUCUUCGACGAUCAUAUGGUAGACAACGUGAAGACUGUAACUAUGACGCAGUGGAAGAACACGCAGCACCAGAUUUUAGUUGUUCAUGGUGCUCCAACAGAAGAAGGCGAGGAUAGUUAUAUUACUUAUGUCAAAGUUCCUAAACUCGGGUGCCUAGAAUGCAAAAAACUUAAUGACGACGGUCCAUAUUCCUUUUACAAUGCGCACUGCCUGAACUGCCACUUAACGGUGCACACUAAAUACUCCUCGACUGAAACUGAUCCGAGAUUCGAGCCGAAAAUCAAUCUGCUUUGCCCAGAGCGUAUUCUGAUCAUCUCCAACGGAUUUAUGCACAUGCUGCGUAUCGAUAUGGACACGCCGGCCGUGACCUCAGGCAGCAAUUACCUUUCUCAACAGCAAAACCUCGUUCUCCCCAGUCUUCAGGCACAAUCGCCAUCCUUCUUGCUGCCCAGGAAUCUUUUGGCAAGUGAGGAGGAUCGUUCCUCAGUUGCCUUCACAGCAUCAGGAUCGGAAACGGAAUCCGUGAACGAACAGAGCGUGGUGGCUCGUAUCAUAGCCGACUUUAGUGACAUUGAAACUGAUCAUGCCCAUCGCUCUAGUCAGCCAAAUAACAACCAUAACAUUAAUAAUAAUGAGGCGUCAUCCGGAGGCAACGUCAACUGUUCACCAAAAGCGUACGAAAAGCUUAUUUUCACGCCACACUGCACUCCCACUGUGGUUACGGGCUUGAAUAGUAUGACUCUGCCGGAUACCACGCUGCCGGUAUCAAAACCACUUGCCAAUGAAGCUAGUCCACCAAGAAGGCGCAACCAGCGAAUAGUCACCAAGUUCCGCAACGGCAUCACUACCAUAGAUUUGCAGAGUCCGGCCAGUUCUAGUUCGAUGACGGAUAAAUCGAAUGCCUAUGAAUUCUCAGAAGACAACGAGAAAUACGAAAAGAUCUCCACUUUCCGCAAGCGACGUUUGGCGGAGAAGAAGUAUGAGUUCUCAGAAGAUAACUCAGAAAAUAUCAUACCCUUCACCAAGGUCCGGAUGGCGGGUCGCGCCUUUAAUGCUUCGACUGCCAGUUCUUCCGCUCGCAGCUUUCAUCGCUUUUCGCCCACGGCGCAUUUCUUUCACAAUUCCCCUUGUGCCUCGCCAUCUUCAUCGCCACAUCCCUCCCAGCCGGCACAGACGCCUCCGCAUCUGGGAUUCCGUUCACCACCUUCUAGUUCCAUGCUGAUGCGUUCGCCAAGUCGCAAUGCAAACACGUCUCAGAUCUUUAACCAGAAAUCGCCGCCAUUGUCUCAGGCUACACAACAAAUGCUUAGCUACAAGCCGGUAGGACCACUGGGAGCUCUAUCUCCACUGCAAGUAUCCUUGGCCAAGCGCUUCGAGAUAGGUGGCUCUAUGUCGCCGAACGCAGGACUUUCCUUCUUGUCACCUCGACGCGAUGAGCCAAGGAUUGUGGAGAUGCCAGUGCAGGGCGGCGUAAUGCCAGAGAAACCGGUGUGCACCAAGAAGCUAAGACGGCGCUAUGUGGAAGAGGACGAUGCAACCUCUGUCAUUACUAGCGAAGAGGACGACUGCAUAUCACCGGGAUAUCACACUUCGCUGCCAAUGGAGGUGCAUGGUUCCUGUUACUCUGAGAUGCAGAUGAUCUCACAGGCUUCAUAUCAGCGGCUGCGCUGCAGCAGCGUUGUUAUUACCCAGCACUCUUUCGAUCUGGAGACCUUCACGUACUAUGUGAUCAGCCUGCUGUGUCAGAAGCACCAAAAGAUCUACAACGUGUUCUAUGACUGGGCUUACGAGGUUAUCAGCGUUUGUCCACUAAGUCAAACGAUUGGCUGCAUGCUGAUGGCUCAGUUCUCGGCGCGGGAUCAGCCGCUGGCCAUCUGCUCGCACUGCACCGGACGGAUGGAAUGUGUGUUCCACAACAGGCAAUACGAGUGUCGCAUUCUAUUUACUUGGAAUAUGGAAAGCGGACAAUGGCACGUGCUCGACUAUGGCGAACUUAAAGAGGUGCACGAGCAGUUUAGCCCGCUAAAGCGACUUGGUAAGGCUCGCCUCACGUUCGCACAGGCGGCUAGAAAAAUGGGUCAAGAAAUGGCCAACGGUCUGAGCCAGCACUUGCCCGACUACACUUCUAAUCUGCGUGUGCUCAACUCGGACAUUCGAAAGUCCAAGAUGUACAUCAGUGAUCUCGACAACAUGGUGGAAUUCCACUUGAAGCGCACAUGCCAUGAUACUUUGUGAGCAACAAUAUGCUCUACUACUGCUUGCUAAAGCUAAUGAUUCCAUAAUAUCAAAAGCUACGAAAUUCUAAUUGCAGGUAGCCUAAAAUUUAAAUAUUUACUCGAUAACAAUUUAAAGGUACAUCAUAAAAUAUUUUGGAACAUGACAGAUUUUACAAUAGUGGAAACCGUUAAACUGACAAGUUUUAUUAGUUCGUAAAACUCGCUAAGGUUGCGUGCAUCUAGUUCAGUUCUAAACACAAAAAAACGUGUGCUGUAUUUAGUAUUUAGUUACCUAUACCUUAAUUAGUGCAACGAAACGCUUUUUCAAAAGGUUGAAAUGCGUCCUUAUUUCGACUGAAGUCAUUUAAGUAAUCUUAAAUAUAGUUUAAGAAACGGAGCUUGACUCCUACCCUGCUCAUACUUACAAAAAUAUCGUAAAUAUACCUUUUGAUAUUCGAAACUUCGAUUCAACUAUUAGCUCUUAAAUUAGUUAGUUACCAACACCUUUUGAACUGCGGUACUUGUGAUUUAAGUAUCGAUUUAGUUAAUGUCAACCAAUGCUGUUUGAGUGACGUGUGAAAAUAUACAACUGUAAUCAAACUUAGAAACUAUAUUUCAAGAUAUUAUAAUUAAACAUUGGAAAUAUACUUCAAAAUAUUAUUCAGCCA